UGCUCUACCCAGGUGAUCAAAUGCAAAGCCGCUGUGCUCUGGACGCCUGGGGCCCCGAUGGACAUUGAGGAGAUAGAAGUGGCCCCACCAAGGGCAAAGGAAGUUCGAAUAAAGAUGGUGGCCACAGGAAUCUGUGGUACGGAUAUAAAAAGUCUGGCUGAUAAAGAGUUUUCCCAGCUUUGCCCCAUCAUUAUGGGCCACGAAGGAACUGGAAUAGUCGAGAGUGUGGGAGAAGGAGUAAGCACAGUGAAAACAGGUGACAAAGUCAUCAUCUUAUGUUUGCCACAAUGUGGAGAAUGUAACACUUGCCUCACUUCCAAGAACAACAUGUGUAAGGAAAUUAGACUGUCAGGGACACAUCUGACGUCUGAAAGCAGCAGCAGAAUCACCUGCAGAGGGAAGAUGGUGCAUCAAUAUAUCGCUACAGGCACCUUUUCUGAAUACACAGUCAUAAAGGAAAUCUCAGUCGCCAAGAUAGAUGAAGAUGCUCAACUGGAGAAGGCGUGCAUAAUUGGCUGUGGGUUUGCCACUGGUUUUGGUGCUGCAAUCAAUUCUGCCAAGGUGACCCCAGGUUCCACCUGUGCUGUGUUUGGCCUUGGAGGUGUUGGUCUGUCUGUCAUCAUUGGCUGUAAAACAGCUGGAGCAGCCAGGAUCAUCGCUGUGGACACCAACAAAGACAAGUUCGCGAAGGCCAAGACAGUGGGUGCCACUGAGUGCAUCAGCCCGCGAGACUUUGACAAUCCCAUUCAGGAAGUCUUGUUUGAUAUGACGAAUGGCGGAACAGACUUCUCCUUUGAGGUCACUGGAAACCCAGAAAUAGUGGCAACUGCCCUGGCCUCCUGCAACCAGGACCAUGGGGUCUGCGUGAUCAUUGGAGUAAUUGCCUCUUGGGUUCAGCUCAACAUCAGCAGCAAGUUGUUCUUCUCAGGACGUACUCUGAAAGGGUCAGUUUUGGGAGGUUGGAAAACCAAGGACGAAAUCCCUAAGCUGGUUUCUGACUACACGGCAAAGAAAUUCAGCCUAGAUCCACUAAUCACCCACACCCUGGCUCUCGACAAGGUCAACGAAGCAGUUCAGCUAAUGAAAAAUGGACAAUGCAUCCGCUGUGUCCUGCUACCUUAG
This is a messenger RNA of Chionomys nivalis (European snow vole), 1122 nucleotides long. RefSeq names its product alcohol dehydrogenase 6. Gene Ontology annotation, biological process: retinol metabolic process; retinoic acid metabolic process. The transcript has 8 exons. Gene Ontology annotation, molecular function: all-trans-retinol dehydrogenase (NAD+) activity; zinc ion binding. The record is from RefSeq and is a predicted model, not a curated record. The coding region runs from base 58 to 1122 and encodes 354 amino acids. Gene Ontology annotation, cellular component: cytosol. Lineage: Eukaryota; Metazoa; Chordata; Mammalia; Rodentia; Cricetidae.